Messenger RNA from Rattus rattus (black rat), 2880 nucleotides. RefSeq lists its product as uncharacterized. The transcript is spliced from 3 exons. Gene Ontology annotation, biological process: virion assembly; DNA integration. Gene Ontology annotation, molecular function: nucleic acid binding; RNA-DNA hybrid ribonuclease activity. The coding region runs from base 1 to 2790 and encodes 929 amino acids. NCBI's taxonomy places the organism in Eukaryota, Metazoa, Chordata, Mammalia, Rodentia, Muridae. The record is from RefSeq and is a predicted model, not a curated record.
AUGGGACAGUCUCUAACAAUGCCCUUAAGUCUCACUCUUGAUCAUUGGAAAGACGUCCACGACCGGGCACACAACCAGUCUGUCGAGGUUAAAAAAGGAAAAUGGCAGACUCUCUGCACAUCUGAGUGGCCCACUCUCGGAGUGGGAUGGCCAGUGAAUGGCACAUUUAAUAAGAUCAUUAUUUUACAGGUUAAAGAUCGGGUCUUCCACGGACAUCCUGACCAGGUUCCUUAUAUUAUCACUUGGGAGAGUCUCGCCUUAGAACCCCCCCCCUGGGCGGAACCCUUCGUGGACCCGAAUUGGCCUCCCCUCAACCCCAAGCCUGUCUCCUCGGCCCCGCCCGGCCCGCCGGCCACGUCUUCCUCUCUCUACCCCACUCUAAUUAAGAAACCUGUCCUCCCGGCAGACCCAAACUCCCCUCUCAUAGAUCUUCUCUCUGAAGAUCCUCCUCCCCCAUAUCGUUUACCUACAGGCCCGGCUGACACGGAGGAGGCAGAGCCGCCGGCCAGAUCAGUUGCCCGGCAACAGUCUGAUAAAGGUUUCUCCCCUGUCGCAGGGAGAUUGCGCAAUAAGCUCGAGGUGAUGCCAGAUUCAACCUCCCAGGCUUUCCCACUUAGACAGGGAACCGGUGGCCAGACCCAAUACUGGCCGUUUUCAGCAGCUGACAUUUACAAUUGGAAACAACACAACCCUCCCUUCUCCAAAGAUCCGGUGGCACUCACCGACCUAAUAGAAUCUGUUUUACUUACUCACCAGCCUACUUGGGAUGACUGCCAACAGCUCUUACAGGCCCUCUUAACCUCAGAGGAAAAACAAAGAGUGUUCCUAGAGGCCAGAAAACAUGUUCUGGGAGAUGAUGGGCGUCCCACCCAGUUGCCUGAGGAAAUUGAUGCUACAUUCCCACUUAAGAGACCAAACUGGGAUUUUAAUACAGCUGAAGCUUCAGGACAACUCAGCGACCGGACGGCCUGGGUACAAGGAGCUACUGGUGAGAAACAAUACCGAUGGACUACGGACCGCCGGGUUCAGCUGGCUACUGAAGUACAUGGAACCAGGCCGGACCUAUCGGACCAGCCUCUUCAGAAUGCUGACCACACAUGGUACACAGAUGGCAGCAGCUUCUUGGCAGAGGGAGAGCAAAAGGCUGGAGCUGCGGUCACUACGGAAGACAAAGUGAUUUGGGCGAAAGCCCUGCCUGCUGGUACCUCCGCACAACAGGCUGAACUCAUCGCCUUGACUCAGGCGCUCAAGAUGGCAAAAGGUAAGAGGCUAAAUGUAUAUACAGACAGCCGUUAUGCCUUUGCCACGGCACACAUCCAUGGAGAGAUCUACCGGAGGCGGGGGCUACUCACAUCUGAGGGUAAAGAUAUUAAAAAUAAGGCUGAAAUUCUGGCCCUCUUAGAAGCCCUAUUCUUGCCCAAAAGACUGAGUAUUAUACAUUGUCCAGGACACCAGAAAGGGCACAACCCAGAGGCACGAGGAAACCGGCUGGCCGAUGCCACGGCUCGAGAAGCGGCCAUGAGCAAACAAAUCUUGGCCUUAAAUAGCCCAGACCAACCCACGCCCCCACCAGUGGGACAAACCAGUUGGGUUUAUGCCCAUGAGGACAUAGAGCUCCUAGAAAAAAUGGGAGCCAUCUACCACCCUCAACUAAAACAGUGGGUCUACAAAGGAAAGACAGUUAUGCCAAUAAAAAUGACUUUUGAAUUGAUCUCCUUUUUACAUAAAUUAACCCAUUUGGGGUUUAAGAAGAUGAAAACCUUACUAGAUCGAGAAGAGAUAAAUCUGUGUUUUUUAAAUCGGGACAAAGCGAUACAAGAGGUGACUGAGAGUUGCAAAGCGUGCGCUCAGGUUAACCCGGGAAAGACCAUGAUUGGACAAGGAGUUCGUCCUAGGGGACACCGUCCCGGCAUCCAUUGGGAAAUUGAUUUUACUGAAAUUAAACCAGGUAUAUAUGGAUACAAGUAUCUCCUAGUGUUUGUAGACACCUUCUCAGGAUGGGUCGAAGCCUUCCCCACAAAGCACGAGACUGCAAAAAUGGUCACCAAGAAGCUCCUCGAGGAAAUCUUUCCCAGGUAUGGCAUGCCUCAAGCGUUGGGGUCGGACAACGGGCCCGCUUUCGUCUCCCAAGUAAGUCAGUUGGUGGCCAAAUUGCUGGGGAUUGAUUGGAAAUUACAUUGUGCCUAUAGACCCCAGAGUUCAGGUCAGGUAGAACGCAUGAAUAGAACAAUUAAGGAGACUUUAUCCAAACUUACGCUUGCAACUGGCUCAAAGGAUUGGGUGGCCCUCCUUCCCCUAGUUCUAUAUCGGGCCUGGAAUACCCCAGGCCCCCAUGGUCUAACUCCUUUUGAAAUAAUAUAUGGAGCACCACCCCCAUUUGUCCAUUUCUUUGAUUCAAACAUUGCUGAUUUUGCUGACAGCCCUUCUUUGAGGGCCCAUUUACAGGCCCUACAGAUAGUGCAGAGAGACGUCUGGAGACCUUUGGCCGCUGCUUACCAGGACAAGCUUGAGCAUCCGGUGGUGCCACACCCGUUCCAGAUUGGAGACACCGUGUGGGUGCGCAGACACCAGACCAAGAAUCUCGAGCCACGGUGGAAAGGACCCUACACUGUCCUCCUGACUACCCCGACCGCCCUAAAGGUAGACGGAGUCGCAGCUUGGAUCCACGCAUCACACGUCAAGGCAGUCCGGUCUGAGAAAUUGACUAAUCACAACACUACACCCCAGACAUGGAGAGUUCAGCGCACUCCAAACCCCUUAAAGUUAAAACUCCUACGUGGCUCCUCCUAGUCCUCUUGUGGCCUAGAGUCAGUGGGGGAAUAAGCCCCCACCACAUUUAUAACAUUACCUGGACAGUCACUAAUCUCAUGACAGGAAGGC